Molecule: messenger RNA, 1734 nt
Organism: Verticillium alfalfae VaMs.102
Lineage: Eukaryota; Fungi; Ascomycota; Sordariomycetes; Glomerellales; Plectosphaerellaceae
Product: low-affinity glucose transporter
Exons: 2
Coding region: 1-1734 (577 amino acids)
Biological process (GO): carbohydrate transport; transmembrane transport
Cellular component (GO): plasma membrane
Molecular function (GO): carbohydrate:proton symporter activity
Source: RefSeq, a predicted model, not a curated record
AUGGCCAAGUUCAUGACUGUAAACUUUGAUAGCCACAACCCAAAUCAUGAGAAAGGCACAGACGUCCGCCGUUCCCUUUCUGGACUGGACUACUCACCACUUCCACGAGUAUCGGGACGUUCCCUCGGUCUCGCCAUGCUGGUGUCUAUGGGAGGCUUAAUCUUUGGUUACGACACUGGUCAGAUCUCGGGCUUUCUAGAGAUGCCUGAUUUCCUCGAGCGCUUUGGUCAGAUCAACUCAGACGGGGAAUACUACUUCAGCAACGUGCGGUCAGGUCUGAUCGUCGCCCUCUUGUCUAUCGGUACGCUCAUAGGCGCUUUGAUCGGAGCCCCUAUCGCCGAUCGCGUUGGCCGCAAAUACUCCAUUUCUUUCUGGUGCGUCAUUACGUCUAUCGGCUUUAUUGUCCAGAUCGCUGCAGACGAUACAUGGGAACAGGUAAUGAUGGGUCGCUGGGUGGCGGGCCUGGGAGUUGGAGGACUGUCACUCUUGGUCCCGAUGUACCAGGCUGAGACGGCACCGCCUUGGAUCCGUGGCGCCAUGAUUGGCACAUAUCAGCUUUUCAUCACCAUGGGCAUCUUCCUGGCCGCGUGUAUCAACUACGGCACGGAGAAAGAUUAUCCCAACAGUACUGCGUCCUGGCGUAUUGUGAUCGGCCUCGGUUGGAUCUGGACCAUCGUCCUUGGCGUCGGUAUCCUCUUCUUCCCCGAGACGCCUCGCUACGACUAUCGCAGCGGCCAUGUCGAGCGAGCACGUGAGACGCUGUGCAAGGUGUAUGGCGCGACGACCAACCAUUGGAGCAUCCACACGCAAAUGGAAGAGAUCGAAAGCAAGUUCCGCGCCGAAAGCACCAUCAAGGGUAACGUCAUCACGGAAUUCGUCCAAAUGCUGCAAGCACCGCGCAUGGCUUACCGUCUCGCGCUCGGUAUUGCUCUACAGAUGUUCCAACAACUCACGGGCGCUAAUUAUUUCUUCUACUAUGGCACCACCAUCUUCCGGUCGGUCAGUAUCAACAGCUACGUCACCCAGAUCAUUCUCAACACGAUCAACUUUGUGGUCACUUUCAUCGGUCUAUACCUCGUUGAGCACUACGGCCGCCGCAAGUCCCUCAUUGCAGGCUCCAUCUGGAUGUUCGUUUGCUUCCUUAUCUUCGCUUCCGUGGGUCACUUCGAGCUCGAUCGUGAAAACCCCGAGAACACGCGCAGUGCGGGCAUCGCCCUCAUCGUCUUCGCAUGUUUCUUCAUCCUCGGUUUCGCAACGACCUGGGGCCCCAUGGUUUGGACCAUUAUGGCCGAAAUCUUCCCAUCGCGGUACCGCGCCAAGGGCAUGGCGCUCUCGACGGCCAGUAACUGGAUUUGGAAUUUUGCCAUCGCGUUCGCUACUCCCUUCAUUACUGCCGAAAUCGACUUCCGCUACGGAUACGUGUUUGCGGCGUGCAAUUUUGUCGGCGCGUUGAUCGUUUACUUCUUCGUCGUGGAGGGCCAGGGACGUACACUGGAGGAGAUUGACACAAUGUAUCUAGAGGGCGUCGACCCCAAGAAAAGCGCAAAGUGGGUGGCUCCUUCGACGGAGGAGAUGGCCCGGAUUCGCAGAGAAGCUGGGCUGGAUAUGGAAGCACAGGCGGCUGCCACCAACGGCCAUGACAGCGGCACAGCUCUGAACGAUGAAAGCGCUGCGACACAGAAGGAGACAAAUGGUGCGGGAGACGCUCCUCCGACCCAUCACGAACGAAUUUGA